This is a messenger RNA of Grammomys surdaster, 3274 nucleotides long. It is a transcript of the gene Kcnb2, whose product is annotated as potassium voltage-gated channel subfamily B member 2. Gene Ontology annotation, cellular component: membrane; voltage-gated potassium channel complex. Bases 317 to 3040 code for a protein of 907 amino acids. The record is from RefSeq and is a predicted model, not a curated record. Lineage: Eukaryota; Metazoa; Chordata; Mammalia; Rodentia; Muridae. The transcript has 3 exons. Gene Ontology annotation, molecular function: delayed rectifier potassium channel activity; protein binding. Gene Ontology annotation, biological process: potassium ion transmembrane transport; protein homooligomerization.
ACUGCGAACCGGAGUGAGGGAUGUAAAGAAGGAAGGAAAGCUUCCAGGAGCUCCAGCUAGCCGGGGAGACCCCCCUCUCAGUGGAGGGGAGGGGGAUUUCCAGCGAAACACCAUUGGCGAAAGGGACCUUUGCAGGAGAGGAGUCCUCUGAGAGAGCAGGGAAUCCCACAGCCUCUUGUGGCACAGGAGCCAGAGCUGCUGGCCGACCGAAGCUGGGUCCGUGGGAGCUAGCUGAUGUGGCAAUGCCUGUUCCAGAGGAAUCCUGUUUUGGGUGACCUCCUAAGGACCCUAGCUCUGUGGCUCUGUCCAGUUCAAAAUGGCAGAAAAGGCACCACCUGGCUUGAACAGAAAGACAUCCAGAUCGACACUCUCUCUUCCUCCAGAACCUGUGGACAUUAUCAGAAGCAAAACAUGCUCUCGGAGAGUUAAAAUCAAUGUAGGGGGCCUUAACCACGAAGUCCUGUGGAGAACUCUGGACAGGCUACCCAGGACGCGCCUGGGGAAGCUCCGAGACUGUAACACGCAUGAGAGUCUCCUGGAGGUGUGUGAUGACUACAACCUUAGUGAGAAUGAGUAUUUCUUCGACCGGCAUCCUGGAGCCUUCACAUCUAUUCUAAACUUCUACCGGACAGGGAAGCUCCACAUGAUGGAAGAAAUGUGCGCGCUCUCUUUUGGCCAAGAGCUUGAUUAUUGGGGCAUUGAUGAGAUCUACCUAGAGUCCUGCUGCCAAGCCAGAUACCAUCAGAAGAAAGAGCAGAUGAACGAAGAACUGAGGAGGGAGGCAGAGACCAUGCGUGAGCGUGAGGGGGAGGAGUUUGAUAACACCUGCUGCCCGGAGAAAAGAAAGAAACUUUGGGACUUGCUGGAGAAACCCAACUCAUCUGUGGCUGCAAAGAUCCUGGCCAUCGUGUCUAUCCUGUUCAUCGUUCUUUCCACCAUUGCUCUGUCUCUCAACACACUUCCGGAGCUGCAAGAAAAGGAUGAAUUUGAGCAACCCAGCGACAACCGGAAGUUGGCACACGUAGAGGCCGUGUGCAUUGCUUGGUUUACCAUGGAGUAUCUUUUAAGAUUCCUGUCCUCACCAAAUAAAUGGAAAUUCUUUAAAGGCCCACUGAAUGUCAUUGACCUCCUGGCCAUCUUGCCGUACUAUGUAACCAUCUUCCUCACGGAGUCCAGCAGAAGUGUGCUGCAGUUCCAGAACGUGAGACGUGUGGUCCAGAUCUUCCGAAUCAUGCGCAUCCUUAGGAUCCUGAAACUCGCCAGACACUCAACGGGCCUUCAGUCUCUGGGCUUCACCCUCAGGCGGAGUUACAAUGAGUUGGGUUUAUUAAUAUUAUUUUUGGCCAUGGGAAUAAUGAUAUUUUCCAGCUUGGUGUUUUUUGCUGAGAAAGAUGAGGAUGCUACAAAAUUCACCAGUAUCCCUGCAUCAUUUUGGUGGGCUACCAUCACCAUGACCACUGUGGGCUAUGGUGACAUUUACCCUAAAACACUGUUAGGGAAAAUUGUGGGUGGCCUCUGCUGCAUUGCAGGAGUCCUGGUUAUUGCCCUUCCUAUACCUAUCAUUGUGAAUAAUUUCUCUGAGUUCUACAAGGAGCAGAAACGCCAAGAGAAAGCUAUUAAAAGGAGAGAGGCUCUUGAAAGAGCCAAAAGAAAUGGAAGCAUUGUUUCUAUGAACUUAAAGGAUGCUUUCGCUAGAAGUAUGGAACUGAUAGACGUGGCUGUGGAGAAGGCUGGAGAGUCAGCCAAUACCAAGGACUCAGCGGAUGAUAAUCACCUGUCUCCAAGCCGGUGGAAGUGGGCCAGGAAGGCGCUGUCGGAAACAAGCUCCAACAAGUCUUACGAGAAUAAGUACCAGGAGGUUAGCCAAAAAGACUCCCACGAACAGCUGAACAACACUUCUUCCACCAGCCCACAGCAUCUGAGCGCCCAGAAGCUGGAGAUGCUGUACAAUGAAAUCACCAAGAUACAGCCGCAUUCCCACCCGAACCCAGACUGCCAAGAACAGCCGGAGAGACCAUCUGCAUAUGAGGAGGAGAUAGAAAUGGAAGAGGUGGUCUGCCCACAGGAGCAGCUGGCUGUGGCACAGACCGAGGUCAUCGUGGACAUGAAAAGCACCUCCAGCAUUGACAGCUUCACCAGCUGUGCGACUGACUUCACAGAGACUGAGAGAUCACCCCUGCCACCACCCUCUGCCUCUCAUUUGCAGAUGAAGUUCCCCACAGACCUCCCAGGAAUGGAUGAGCCCCAAAGAGCCAGGGCACCUCCAUUCCUUACACUAAUCCGAGAUAAAGGGACUGCUGCCAGGGAGGCUGCACUGGAUUAUGCACCAAUUGACAUAACUGUGAACCUCGAUGCUGGGGCUUCCCUUGGUCCUUUGCAACCUGACAGUGCCAGCGACAGCCCUAAGAGCUCGCUGAAAGGGAGCAACCCCCUCAAGUCCAGAUCCCUCAAAGUGAACUUUCAGGAAAACAGAGGCAGUGCACCUCAGACCCCGCCUAGCACAGCCAGGCCACUCCCAGUAACCACAGCUGACUUUCCGCUCACCACCCCCCAGCACAUGAGUACCAUCCUUCUAGAAGAAGCCCUGCCCCAGGGACAGAGACCCUUGCCGGGGGCUGAUGUUUCAACACACUGUCAGGGACCAUCCAAAGGUCUAUCCCCACGAUUUCCCAAGCAAAAACUAUUUUCUUUCUCUUCUAGAGAAAGGAGGAGCUUCACUGAAAUAGACACUGGAGAAGACGAGGACUUCUUAGACCUCCAAGGGUCAAGACCAGACAAGCAAGGAGAUCCCAGUCCCAACUGCUUAGCAGACAAGCCUGGCAAUGCCAGAGACCCUUUAAGAGAAGAGGGUUGUGUGGGUUCCUCCUCUCCCCAGAACACAGACCACAACUGUAGGCAAGACAUUUACCAGGCUGUGGGUGAAGUCCAAAAGGACAGUAGUCAAGAAGGGUACAAGAUGGAGAAUCACUUGUUUGCCCCAGAAAUUCAUUCCAACCCAGGAGACACAGGUUACUGUCCCACUCGUGAGACCAGCAUGUGACUAGUUAUAAAAGCAAUAUAAGAAAAAAAACUUGUUUCUUAAAAAUGCGAUUAAUAAUGCCAUGAACUAAAAUAUGAGAAACCCCUCCCUAAUACCCGUGCAUAAAAUGUUAUUUUUGCAUGGCAUGGACAGUUUAGUUUAAGUACUGUUUAAAUGAAGAGUCCAGACUGCAUUUUGUAACAAACAAAACUGAGUUCUGAGUAGGGAGCAAAUAAAGUACUCUCUCAGGACCCA